CGUCAUCUCUGUGGUUCAAAAAACCCUGUAUUUAUAUCUUCUUUGAGAGUAUAAUGAGCGGCAUUUAAAAACAAAAAAACAGAAACGCACAAGUGCGGUGUCAGGUGUGUACACGGGCCACUCACUCCUUUCUAUAUCUAUGUCCCCCCGGCCGGAAGUGAGCGUGGGCCGACCUAGGCCCCUCAAGUUCUGUGGCCGCGGGACGCUCUAGGCGAGAAGGCGUGGCGCGGACGGGUGGUUGGUCCUCCGAGACAUCCCGGUUUCCGGCCGCCUCCCCAGCCGAGCUGCUUGUGGCUCUCCGCGGCCGUUACUGCCCCCCCUCCCGCCGGCCAAAGAGGCUCUCGAGGACCCGCCACCCCCUUGCAGGUGUGAUAAGAACUUGAAAUCAUGACGGACUCCAAAUAUUUCACCACCAAUAAAAAAGGGGAGAUCUUUGAACUGAAAGCGGAGCUCAACAAUGAGAAGAAGGAGAAGAGGAAAGAAGCUGUGAAGAAGGUCAUUGCUGCCAUGACCGUGGGGAAGGAUGUCAGCUCCCUUUUCCCAGAUGUAGUGAACUGUAUGCAGACCGACAACCUGGAGCUGAAGAAGCUGGUCUACUUGUACUUGAUGAACUAUGCCAAAAGCCAGCCGGAUAUGGCCAUCAUGGCAGUCAACAGUUUUGUGAAGGACUGCGAAGACCCCAACCCUCUCAUCCGUGCGCUGGCGGUGCGCACCAUGGGCUGCAUCCGCGUGGACAAAAUUACCGAGUACCUGUGUGAGCCGCUCCGCAAGUGCCUGAAGGACGAGGACCCCUACGUGCGGAAGACGGCGGCCGUCUGCGUGGCCAAGCUGCACGACAUCAACGCCCAGAUGGUGGAGGACCAGGGCUUCCUGGACUCCCUUCGCGACCUCAUUGCAGACUCCAAUCCCAUGGUGGUGGCCAACGCUGUAGCUGCAUUGUCCGAAAUCAGUGAAUCUCACCCGAACAGCAACCUGCUGGACCUGAACCCCCAGAACAUCAAUAAGCUGCUCACUGCUCUGAACGAGUGCACUGAGUGGGGACAGAUCUUCAUCUUGGACUGCCUCUCCAACUACAACCCAAAGGAUGACCGCGAAGCCCAGAGCAUCUGCGAGCGAGUCACUCCCCGCCUCUCUCAUGCCAACUCCGCGGUGGUGCUGUCGGCCGUCAAGGUGCUGAUGAAGUUCCUGGAGCUCCUCCCCAAGGAUUCGGACUACUACAACAUGCUGCUGAAGAAGCUGGCCCCGCCGCUGGUCACCCUGCUGUCCGGGGAGCCCGAGGUCCAGUAUGUCGCCCUGAGGAACAUCAACCUGAUCGUGCAGAAAAGACCUGAAAUCCUGAAGCAGGAGAUCAAGGUGUUCUUUGUGAAGUACAACGACCCCAUCUAUGUCAAGCUCGAGAAACUGGACAUCAUGAUCCGCCUGGCAUCGCAGGCCAACAUUGCUCAGGUUCUGGCAGAGCUCAAGGAGUACGCCACAGAGGUGGAUGUUGAUUUCGUCCGCAAAGCAGUGCGGGCCAUUGGACGCUGCGCUAUCAAGGUGGAGCAAUCGGCUGAGCGCUGCGUCAGCACCCUCCUGGACCUCAUCCAGACCAAGGUCAACUACGUCGUCCAGGAAGCCAUCGUGGUGAUCCGGGACAUCUUCCGCAAGUACCCCAAUAAAUACGAGAGCAUCAUUGCCACCCUGUGCGAGAACCUGGACUCUCUGGACGAGCCGGAUGCCCGCGCGGCCAUGAUUUGGAUCGUGGGCGAAUAUGCGGAGAGGAUUGACAAUGCGGACGAGCUCCUGGAGAGCUUUCUGGAGGGCUUCCAUGAUGAAAGCACCCAGGUGCAGCUCACCUUGCUGACUGCCAUCGUCAAACUGUUUCUGAAGAAGCCGUCUGAGACUCAGGAGCUGGUCCAGCAGGUGUUGAGCCUGGCUACGCAGGAUUCCGACAACCCGGACCUGCGUGAUCGCGGCUACAUCUACUGGCGCCUCCUUUCCACGGACCCCGUCACCGCCAAGGAGGUGGUCUUGUCAGAGAAGCCCCUGAUCUCGGAAGAGACCGACCUGAUUGAGCCCACUCUGCUGGACGAGCUCAUCUGCCACAUCGGUUCUCUGGCCUCCGUGUACCACAAGCCGCCCAACGCCUUCGUGGAAGGCAGCCACGGGAUCCACCGCAAGCACUUGCCCAUCCACCACGGAAGCACUGAUGCAGGCGACAGCCCGAUGGGGACCACGACCACCACCAACCUGGAGCAGCCUCAGGUGAUCCCUUCCCAAGGCGACCUCCUGGGUGACCUCUUGAACCUUGACCUCGGCCCACCAGUGAAUGUGCCCCAGGUGUCUUCCAUGCAGAUGGGGGCUGUGGAUCUUCUCGGAGGAGGGCUGGAUAGUCUGCUUGGCAGUGACCUUGGCGGGGGAAUUGGAGGCAGCCCAGCAGUGGGGCAGACCUUCAUUCCAUCAUCGGUUCCAGCAACCUUCGCCCCGUCUCCGACGCCGGCCGUGGUCAGCAGCGGACUCAACGACCUCUUUGAGCUCUCUUCCGGCAUUGGGAUGGCGCCCGGAGGAUACAUGGCACCCAAAUCGGUGUGGCUGCCGGCCGUGAAAGCCAAAGGCCUGGAGAUCUCCGGCACCUUCAGUCACCGGCAAGGGCACAUCUACAUGGACAUGAGCUUCACCAACAAAGCUUUGCAGCACAUGACGGACUUUGCCAUUCAGUUUAACAAGAACAGUUUUGGGGUCAUCCCCAGCACCCCACUGGCCAUCCACACCCCUCUGAUGCCAAACCAGAGCAUUGAUGUGUCUCUUCCUCUCAACACCCUGGGACCAGUCAUGAAGAUGGAGCCUCUCAACAACCUCCAGGUGGCUGUCAAGAACAACAUUGAUGUCUUCUACUUCAGCUGCCUUAUUCCCCUCAACGUGCUUUUCGUCGAGGAUGGCAAAAUGGAGCGUCAAGUUUUCCUCGCCACAUGGAAAGACAUUCCAAAUGAAAACGAGCUCCAGUUCCAGAUUAAAGAGUGCCACCUGAAUGCUGACACCGUUUCCAGCAAGCUCCAGAACAACAACGUCUACACCAUCGCCAAGAGGAACGUGGAAGGACAGGACAUGCUGUACCAAUCCCUGAAGCUCACCAAUGGCAUUUGGAUCUUGGCUGAGCUGCGCAUUCAGCCAGGGAACCCCAACUACACGCUCUCUCUGAAAUGCCGAGCUCCCGAAGUCUCCCAAUACGUCUACCAGGUCUACGACGCCAUUUUGAAAAACUAAGCCCGUCGAAGGCGCCGCCGCUGCUGACGGCCGGCCUCACCGCGCAGGGAAAUCGGGACGGGGCUGACUCCAGACACUCUGCCGCCCCCAUUUUGCCGGUGCAGGCCCAGAACCCUCUUGGCGUGGGGGGAGGGGGAAAAAAAGCUCUGUGUUGUUGUCUAAGAUCUCGGUGCGACGCGCUGAGGCAAAUCCAAGGUAGCGAGUAGUGUCCACGUUGCUGGUAACUGUAGGGGGGAUGUCGUCCCAUUUGAUACUUUUAGCAUCUGUGAGGAGUUUGUAACCACUUUUUUUGCGCCACCCGUUGUUUUUCUUUUUUCUUUUUGUAAUAUAAUUUCAUUUUAACGCCA
This is a messenger RNA of Podarcis raffonei (Aeolian wall lizard), 3590 nucleotides long. RefSeq names its product adaptor related protein complex 2 subunit beta 1 (gene AP2B1). Lineage: Eukaryota; Metazoa; Chordata; Lepidosauria; Squamata; Lacertidae. Gene Ontology annotation, biological process: intracellular protein transport; vesicle-mediated transport. Gene Ontology annotation, cellular component: clathrin adaptor complex; membrane coat. The coding region runs from base 388 to 3243 and encodes 951 amino acids. The transcript is spliced from 22 exons. The record is from RefSeq and is a predicted model, not a curated record. Gene Ontology annotation, molecular function: clathrin binding.